Ipomoea triloba (trilobed morning glory) is the source of this 2929-nucleotide messenger RNA. Its product is annotated as G-type lectin S-receptor-like serine/threonine-protein kinase At1g34300. The transcript has a single exon. Bases 169 to 2682 code for a protein of 837 amino acids. Lineage: Eukaryota; Viridiplantae; Streptophyta; Magnoliopsida; Solanales; Convolvulaceae. The record is from RefSeq and is a predicted model, not a curated record. Gene Ontology annotation, molecular function: protein serine/threonine kinase activity; ATP binding. Gene Ontology annotation, biological process: protein phosphorylation; recognition of pollen.
CACAGCCCAAUGGCUAAAAUGGUGGAUGUGAAUGUAUGAUUGUAUGUAUGACCAGUUUCUGAACCACCAAAGUCUUCCUCUUCGUCUUCCCCCUUCACCCACUCUAAUGGUGUAUGUAUAGAGAGACAGAGCAAGAUAGAUUGAAAGGAGAGAGAGAGAGAGAAAGAAAUGAAGCCACUAGCACUUAUCAUCUCUCUCUGUAUUCUUCUCAUCGGAGGAGCAGCUGUAGAAGCGGCGGAUAUUCGUCCGGGCUCGACCCUCUUGGCAUCCGACCCGAAUUCCCGCUGGCAAUCUCCCAAUAACACCUUUACCCUCUCCUUCAUCCCCGCGGAUCCCAACUCCUUCUUCGCCGCAAUCGCCUACGACGCCAAAAUCCCCAUCUGGAACGCCGGCGGGGUCUCCGCCGCCGUUGACUCCUCCGCUGCUCUCCGCUUCCUCUCCAACGGCGACCUUCAGCUCACCUCCGGCGCCGGACCGUCUCCCUCCGUCAUCUGGGCCUCCAACACCGCCGGCCGCGGCGUAUCCUUCGCCCGCCUCGACGAUUCCGGUAAUCUCAUUCUCGGAAACGACACCGUUUCGAAUAUUUGGUCUACUUUCGAUAAUCCCACCGACACUAUUGUUCCUUCGCAGAAUUUUACUCUGAAUAAGGGUUUAAACUCUGGGAAUUACUCUUUUAAGCUAGCGAGAAAUGGGAAUUUAACGCUUUUGUGGAAUAAUAGUAUUACUUAUUAUAAUUCUGGAUUGAAUUCUUCUGCUAAUGUGAACUUGAGUUCCCCUAGUUUGCGUAUGCUCCCAGUUGGUAUUCUAUCGCUAUUUGACCCCAGCCUUCCGAGCCCCUUGAACGUGGUUUAUAGUAGCGAUUAUGCCGACGAGGGUGAUAUUCUGAGAUUUGUGAAGUUGGAUGGGGAUGGGAAUCUCAGGAUUUAUAGUUCCACCAAGGGAAGUGGAAAUCAGACUGUGAGAUGGUCUGCUUUGACUGAUCAAUGUGAGGUUUUUGGGUAUUGUGGGAAUUUGGGGAUUUGCAGUUACAAUGAUUCUGGUCCAAUCUGCGGUUGCCCUUCAGAGAAUUUCGAGCCGGUGGACCCUAACGAUGGCAGGAAAGGGUGCAAGAGGAAAGUGGACCUAGCAGCUUGUUCUUCCAAUGCCAGUAUGUUGCAGUUGGAUCAUGCUAUGUUCUUGACCUAUCAUCCCGAGUUGGAAAGCCAGAGUUUCUCGGCUGGUAUUUCGGCUUGCAGGCUUAAUUGUCUUGUAAAUCCUGCUUGUAUAGCUUCGACUUCGUUGGCAGAUGGGACGGGGUUUUGUUACUUCAAACCACCUAGUUUUGUCAGUGGGUAUCAGUCUCCCCCGCUUCCUAGCACUUCCUUCUUGAAGGUCUGUGGGACACCGUUACCUAAUCCACCCGGUGGAGCAUCCUUAGGUGCUGGGAAAAAGAGUGGAGGGAGAGUGCAGGGAUGGGUAGUUGCAGUUGUGGUUGUCUGUACGCUUUUGGGCUUGAUUUUGUUAGAGGGUGGGCUAUGGUGGUGGUGCUGUCGAAAUAGUCCCAAGUUCGGGGCGCUGUCAGCUCAGUACAUGCUCCUCGAGUAUGCAUCUGGUGCUCCUGUUCAAUUUUCUUAUAAGGAUCUCCACCGAGCAACAAAAGGGUUCAAGGAGAAGCUUGGAGCUGGGGGAUUCGGAGCUGUGUAUAGAGCGGUUCUCGCUAAUAGAACAGUUGCUGCGGUGAAACAGCUGGAGGGAAUCGAGCAAGGUGAGAAGCAAUUCAGGAUGGAGGUUGCAACGAUAAGUAGCACUCACCAUUUGAAUUUGGUCAGAUUGAUCGGGUUUUGCUCCGAAGGACGCCACAGGCUCCUGGUGUAUGAGUUCAUGAAAAAUGGCUCGCUCGAUUACUUCCUCUUUGCCUCUGAGCAUUCGGGGAAGCUUCUGAAUUGGGAACAACGAUAUAACAUUGCUCUGGGAACUGCGAGGGGGAUCACGUACCUCCAUGAAGAAUGUCGAGACUGCAUUGUUCAUUGUGAUAUAAAGCCCGAGAACAUUCUCUUGGACGAGAAUUACAACGCCAAGGUCUCUGACUUUGGCCUGGCCAAACUCAUUAACCCCAAAGACCACAGGUACAGAACAUUGACAAGCGUUAGAGGGACUCGAGGAUAUUUGGCUCCAGAAUGGCUCGCAAAUCUGCCAAUAACCUCCAAAUCUGAUGUUUACAGUUUCGGGAUGGUGUUGCUGGAAGUAGCGAGUGGCAAAAGGAAUUUCGAAGUUUCAGCCGAGACUAACCAGAAAAAGUUCUCGGUUUGGGCAUAUGAAGAGUACGAGAAGGGCAAUGUCGAGGCAAUCUUGGACAAAAGGCUUUCAGUCCAAGAGAUGGAUAUGGAUCAAGUGAUGAGGGUCAUUCAAGUAAGCUUUUGGUGCAUCCAAGAGCAACCCUCUCAUAGACCGAUGAUGGGCAAAGUGGUUCAAAUGUUAGAAGGAGUUAGUCAGGUCGAUAGGCCACCGGCCCCUAAGGCCCUGACAGAAGUUUCCAUCAGCGGGAGUAGCCUAAACGCUAGCAGCGUAAGUGCGCUUUCCACCUUCCCAGCCUCUGCCCCGGCUCCCUCGUCAGCAUCCUCCUCUCAAACUGCAGGAAUUUCUUCGUUUCCUUCUGCAAGGAAUGUUGAGCGGGCAUCUUCAUCGCUCCUACACUCCGAGUAAGUCCCACCAUCACUCUCCCACCACAAUGAAUGGGAUUAGUUUUGAGGAUUGAUAUAAAAACAAUUGUAGAUUUGUAUCCAUAUAUUAAUUCCUGCAGUCGUAAAAUAGUAGUAUCUGUUUCAUAUAUAGCUCUUCCCAUGAUUGUGUAAUUAACUAUCUGAAAAUUGCAAAUAUAUUAUUUCUUCCAAACUAGCAAGAAGGAUGUGGCUUAAGUUAAGUUGCUGAAAGUGUUUUUUGUUUUUCCGAA